Penicillium griseofulvum is the source of this 840-nucleotide messenger RNA. RefSeq names its product fucose-specific lectin FleA (gene fleA). The record is from RefSeq and is a predicted model, not a curated record. NCBI's taxonomy places the organism in Eukaryota, Fungi, Ascomycota, Eurotiomycetes, Eurotiales, Aspergillaceae. The transcript has 4 exons. The coding region runs from base 1 to 840 and encodes 279 amino acids.
AUGCAAGAUGUCUUAGGAAAGAUCCGCGAGUCGAAGUACGAGGACAAAUGGAGCAACGGAACGGAGAAAAAUGUUAUUGCUUCGGCCAAGCUCUACUCUCCUCUAGCUUGUACCUCGAAUGAGCUAGAGAAUAUCCGAGUCUAUUAUCUCUCCACCGAGAACACCAUGAAAGAUAUGUGCUAUGACAAAUCCAAAGGUUGGUAUGAGGGCAACCUCGGCAAGAAGCGCUUCAUGGCAGCACCGUAUUCAAAGCUAGGCGCAUGUCACCUCAAGGGACCCGAUAUGAUGAUCAGGGUCUAUUGUCAGAUGCCAGACAAUACGAUCCAGGAGUAUGGAGUGAAGGAUACCGGAGUCUGGGAGAAAAUGUCGAACCUGGGUUCAGCAAUGCCCGGCACGGACAUUGCAUGCACCGUGUUCAAGACCACCGAAUCGAAGAUCCGUGUAUACUUCCAACAUAUGGAGCAUGGCAUCAUAGAGAAGUGCUACGACAGCAAACGCGGCUGGUAUGACGGAGCCGCCAAAUUCCCCAAGGUCCAACCCCGGACGUCCCUAGCUUGUACUAGUUACAUGACUAGCUCGGACACGGUCGGAAUCAAGGUAUACUACAGUACUGCGGAUAUGGUGUGUGAGAUGGUUUACGAUGGCAAGGCUUGGACUGAAGGACAUUUCCACGCGGAUUGUAUCCCCGGAACGCAGAUUGCGUGCGUUAGCUGGAUGAAUGGCUCGCGUCCGGAUGCACGAGUGUAUUUCCAGGCGGGUCAUGAAAUCUCUGCGAUUACGGAGUAUAUCUGGACUCAGGGACGUUGGUCGUCUGGGAAGCUUGCGCUUCCUCCUGCUUGA